GCGAAAACAAAUUUACCUUCAGGUGGCGAGGCGGUUGGGAGCGUGGGUCAACAUUCGGAAACUGCAACGAAAUCAUCAGCAGUAACGGAAAGUGGCUGCGGUUCUGGAAUAGGCAGUCAGGCGGUAGAAAAAUUUGACACCAGCACACUUGCGAAUAUGAUAAUGCUUCCGGUUCCGGCUGCAGGCUCGCUGGCGGUCGGAGCAAAUAGUUUCGGGCCAAUGAAUUCGAAUCCAUUGACAUUAUUACCAUUGAACCAUGGGACGACGGCGGCGAGCGAAUCCCCAACACAACAACAAGUCGUCGUGGGGUCGUCGUUACAAGCGACAGCUCAAAAGCAGUUUUUACUCGACAGAGACAGUCUCCAUUUCAAGAAGCAACUCCAGCAAGCGGCGCCGGAUGGGUGCGGGUCUAGCCUGAAUGCGAGCACUUCCGUUCCUCCACCACCUUCUGAAGGAGGAACCGGACGAACGAACACAAAGUCAAAGGGUAGCUCACCUUCCGGUGACAACACAAGUACUACAAAUACUGCCUUUGGUGAGCAGGUUCAACAAGCGCAAACUGCGCUUCUAC
Molecule: messenger RNA, 571 nt
Organism: Amoebophrya sp. A25
Lineage: Eukaryota; Dinophyceae; Syndiniales; Amoebophryaceae
Source: the annotation of a GenBank genome assembly